Messenger RNA from Lampris incognitus (smalleye Pacific opah), 1861 nucleotides. It is a transcript of the gene tecrb, whose product is annotated as trans-2,3-enoyl-CoA reductase b. Gene Ontology annotation, molecular function: oxidoreductase activity, acting on the CH-CH group of donors. The record is from RefSeq and is a predicted model, not a curated record. Gene Ontology annotation, biological process: very long-chain fatty acid biosynthetic process. The coding region runs from base 168 to 1217 and encodes 349 amino acids. NCBI's taxonomy places the organism in Eukaryota, Metazoa, Chordata, Actinopteri, Lampriformes, Lampridae. The transcript has 11 exons.
AGGGGCAGAGAGAGAGAGAGAGAUUUAUUUCCACAGCUGAGUGCACCCCCCUCUCCCCUGGCUUUGCGUGGAUCUGUGCGAGACGGUGGAGGUGGAGUGAGAAAAGAACAGAGGGAAGGGUGAAAGGAAGAAGGGAAUAAAGGGAGUAGAGGCGGAGGAGUGUGGAAAUGGAUGCCCUAGCUCUAGAAGCAACCAGCCCCAAGAAGACGGCCAACGGGUCAGCGGCGGCCGCAGUGGCGCCACCCGCAGUCCCGGUGAAACGUAAGCCUGCGAAAAAAGCUAAAAAAGCUGUUGUUUUCUUUGAGGUGGAGAUACUGGAUGCCAAGACUAAGGACAAACUCUGCUUCCUGGACAAGGUUGAGCCAAAUGCCACUAUAGGGGAGAUUAAGUCUAUGUUCCACAAGACCCAUCCACAGUGGUACCCAGCCAGACAGUCCAUUCGGCUUGACCCCAAGGGGAAGUCACUUAAAGAUGAGGAUGUUCUCCAGCAUCUCCCAGUGGGAACAACUGCAACCUUUUACUUCAGAGACCUUGGAGCACAGAUUAGCUGGGUCACCGUCUUCCUGACAGAGUACACUGGUCCACUGCUCAUCUACUUGCUGUUUUACUUCCGAGUUCCCUUCAUCUACCCACCUAAAUAUGACUUCACCACCAGUAAACACUGGGUCGUUCAUCUCGCCUGUAUGUGUCACUCCUUCCACUAUGUAAAGAGACUGCUUGAGACUCUCUUCGUCCAUCGCUUCUCUCAUGGAACCAUGCCAUUACGUAACAUCUUCAAGAACUGUACGUACUACUGGGGCUUUGCUGCAUGGAUGGCUUAUUAUAUCAACCACCCAUUGUACACGCCACCCGUCUAUGGUGAACAACAAAUCAGACUGGCCCUCAUUAUAUUCCUGUUUUGUCAGAUCGGCAACUUCUCCAUUCACAUUGCGCUUCGGAACCUCCGCCCUCCAGGGUCCAAGACCAGGAAGAUACCAUACCCGACAAAAAAUCCCUUCACCUGGAUCUUCCUGCUGGUCUCUUGCCCCAACUACACAUAUGAGCUGGGAUCAUGGCUGGGCUUCACAGUGAUGACCCAGUGUCUGCCUGUGGCCUUCUUCACCCUGGUGGGCUUCAUUCAGAUGACUGUUUGGGCCAAGGGGAAGCAUCGCAGCUACCUCAAGGAGUUCCGCGACUACCCGCCUCUCCGUUCACCCAUCCUGCCCUUUAUUUUGUAGAGGACUUUGCAGCAACCCUCCCCCCCCGCCCAUAAUAGGAGCCAAGUACCAAUAUUCCCUUUUCUUUUAAUCCUGUACCAAAAUGAUGUUUUGCCCCUCAGUCCUUGUAAUGUUUAAGGGAAACGAUCAUUAUUGCUCUGGCUUUACUGUUAACAACCCAUUCUGAUCGCUGUUGUGGCUUAUAUGUGUAGUCUCAUUUUGAGCAAGUCACAUGUAGAGAGACAGGUCUAACCACUCAUCUCAUCAUUUCUAACUCGGCGUUGUCAUUUUGGCUGAGUGUGCAUUUAGUGAAGAUAUGGUACAAGAAUAAUUUUUUUCAUUCUGAGGUAAUUUAUUAAAAAAAAGUUGAAACAAAUUGUUGUCUCGGACUUGUGUAAAAGGGAUUGCCUGCAUCAGCUUUACAGUAAAUGACUGGCUUCACCUCAAAGCCAGUCUGUCCUGUCCCAAGCCAGAACAUGUCUUAAGAACAUGUUGCACUAUCUAACAGUUAUAAAGGUGUGUUCCAUCUUCAGUUCAGUUUUUCUCAUCAAUUUGUCUUCUGGAAAUGUCAGAAAUGUUAUCAUUAGUACCAAUAAUGGUCUUCUAGUACCCCCCCGUAUUGUUUUCAAUGGGAGAUUUUCACUAUAAAUUUAAAUAAAUCAUUG